Molecule: messenger RNA, 6430 nt
Organism: Micropterus salmoides (largemouth bass)
Lineage: Eukaryota; Metazoa; Chordata; Actinopteri; Centrarchiformes; Centrarchidae
Product: AT-rich interactive domain-containing protein 3B-like
Exons: 10
Coding region: 327-2225 (632 amino acids)
Biological process (GO): regulation of transcription by RNA polymerase II
Cellular component (GO): nucleus
Molecular function (GO): DNA binding
Source: RefSeq, a predicted model, not a curated record
CGCCGGGCGAAGGGGAGGAAAAAAACGACUGAAGGGAGUUACCUCAGCGCUCUCCGAGAUAUGAGAUCGGGCCAUUUUCCAGUCGGUCCCGUUUACUAUUAAAGAAGAAAACACGUAAAUCAGUGUGUAAAGAAAGAGAGAAGCAGAGACACCCUUGGAGAGGUCGCGCAGAAGAGAGCACACAGCGCCUUUCUGCAGGGGAUCAUUAGGAAUCUGCGCGCACUGUAUCUCCCCCCGUGCGCACGCGCGCGCGUGUGUGUGUUUACAAGUGUUUGAACGAGUGCCACAAACGAGGUAAGAAGGAGGAUCAAGCCAAGGAAGGAGGGAUGGUGGACAAUUCAGGCAGUAGUAAGGCGCAAAUGCCCAGCAUGUCUCAGGAGCCUGGUGUGGCCUUUCCUCAGAGCACCUCUACAGGGGGGAUGAAGCUGGAGGCUGUAAUGGAGCAGCUCCAGCGCCAGCAGCAGGCCCGACUGGAAAUGGAGCGCAAGGAGAGGAAGCUGCGAGAGGCCCACAUCAUGUAUGCUCAGCAGGUUGCUGCCCAGCAGGCCAUCCUGGCAGCUGCCCGGGCUUCUGGGGCCAGCUUCAUGGGCAAAGGCCUGGCUGGAGUGGUCCCUGGUGGCGGGUUGCCUCUCCGGGUGUCCAAUCAGAGCAGUGUGGACUCUGAAAGGGAGGAUGACGAGGACAGAGGCCGGGAUUCUGGGGAUGAGGACGAUGACAAUGAGAUGAUGGAGGGGGACGAGGGCAGUGAUGAGGAUGAGAGAAGUGCCAGCGGUCUGGAGUUCCUCCGCAAGCAGACCCUGGCUUUGCAGCAAAGCGCCUCCCGCAUCCCGGCCCGUCCUUUUGGUAGUUACUCUGCUUCGGCACCUCAUAGGUCUGCAUCCCCACCUAUCAGAGUGAAGCAGGAACCUGAUGAGGGCCUGUCUCCUGCGGGGCCCCACUCUGCUACCUCUCCUAACGGACAGGCAGACUGGGGCUUUGAUGAUCAUUUCAGACAGAAUGGGAGUGCCGGCUGGGCAGAUGAGGCCGACAGUAGCAGAGGAAGAGGAGAGGCGUCCAGAGACUUUGCUAAGGCAGCACAGGGAGACAGGGAGAGGCAGGGAGAAAGCAGUGGCCAGACAGGGACUUCUGGAGAUACAAAUGAUCAGCUGUAUGAACUGGACUCUGACCCCAAAAGGAAGGAGUUUUUGGAUGACCUCUUCACAUUCAUGCAGAAGAGAGGAACCCCAGUCAAUCGCAUCCCCAUCAUGGCCAAGCAGGUCCUGGAUUUGUACAUGUUAUACAAGCUGGUGACAGAGAAGGGAGGCUUGGUGGAGGUUAUCAACAAGAAGAUCUGGAGAGAAAUCACAAAGGGACUCAACCUGCCAACCUCCAUCACCAGUGCAGCUUUCACCCUGCGCACACAGUAUAUGAAAUACCUGUACCCGUAUGAGUGCGAGAGGAAAGGCCUCAGCUCCCCGGGUGAGCUCCAGGCUGCCAUCGACAGUAACCGGCGCGAGGGUCGUCGUCCGAGCUACAGCAGCAGCCUCUUCCGCUUCUCUCCAUCUCCCAGCACAGCUCCCCACAUCCUCUCACCUCCCAAGAUGCACCUUUCAGUUCUGGGGGCAGGUACCUCAGGGGCCCUCAACGGCCUUCAGGCUUCACCAGGACCCUCUCUGAAGAAAGAAGACCUGACCCCCUCCAUCAUGGCGGCGAGACCCUCCAUGGCGCUGGCCCUGGGUCAGCAGCAGGUUGCAGGUUUGGCAAGAGCCGCCACGUUGGAGCAGCUGAGAGAAAAGCUGGAGACCAGCGGUGGAGGAGAUGGGCCAGAGAGGAAGAUGGCCCGCCUGGCGGAAGAGCAGCAGCGCCUGAUGCAGCAGGCUUUCCAACAUAACCUGCUGGCCAUGGCUUCCCAAAUGCCCAUGAACCUGCGCAUCGGAGCCCCCACCAUUACCACCAGAGAUGAGAAGCAGCAGGACAUGUCUCUGAGCAUCUCAACCAAUGGAAAUGCCAGCAUCACUGUCUCAGUGGAGGUCAAUGGCACAAUCUACUCAGGAACUCUGUUUGCCCAGAAGUCUGGAGGGGCCCCUGGGCCUGCUGUGUCGGCAGCUGCUGCUUCAGCCUCCCCUGCUGGAACCAGCACUAGCUUUGGCUUCUCUGCACCCCUGGCUCAGACCCUCAGCCCCUCGUCCUCCUCCUCCUCCAAGGGUCCCAGCUCGGCUGAGCCGGCCCCCAGCGGGUCACCCUAACUCAGGCUGCCCUUUGUACCUGCUCCCCAGGCCUCUCUUCCACCGGGAGGCCCAGCAAGAAUAUACAGUACAAUGAGAAACCGAUAAGAAUAACAGACUGUUGCACAACAAAUACCUCAUCAACCCUGUCAACCUCUUGGCUGUCCAAUCAUGAACACAGAGCCCAAGAUUAUUAUAUGACAACACGUGCCCUAACGCACAGCUAUGCAGUGUAUUCAACAUACAAACACGCACUACACUACAAACACACACAACAACAACAUAUACAGACACACACUCUACACAUAAACACACUUGUUAAUCCAAAUGUACAUGCUAAACACAAUCAGCUCAGCCAAAACCCACUGACAGGUGUAGUCACAACUGAACUUGAAAAGUUUUAUCUUACGACAUUUUGUUUGUUUGUUGCCAUUUUGUUGUCUUUUUGAUUUUGUGUUUUAGAAUGAUUUUUUUCUCUCUCUCUUUUUACAUACCUCAAAUCAAGUAACCUGCAGUGGUGUCUUUACCUCAGGAGCUGUAGUAUAUUUAACCCGAAUCAAACUUUAUUUUUGUAUUCUUUUUGACCUAGUUGCAAUCAGGGGAAGUCGGGUAACUCCCACCAGUGGAAACUCAUGUGUAGAGCACCCACCUCACAUUGACGAGCCUCCAACCCGGGCCGCUCAGGUUUCUUUAACACACUGUAGCCUCUUGCUGAACUGAAACUGGUGAACAAUCAGAUGCUGUAGAUCAGCACAUCAAAUACCUGAUUUCACACAUAACUCUGUCCUCAGUUCAGAUCACGUUAAGUCCAUUAUAAUAGUUGGAGGGUUAAUGAUAUAUACAAACCAAACUGUAAACUCUCACUAGCAAUGCACAGGAUUUUUACGCCCACCUAAAAUUCAACUUAUUGCAGUCAGCUGUCUUCAAGCACGUAGCACACAAAGUUGGGGGAACAGCAACUCUAAUCCACCCACAGCAGGCCGAGCAGACCCUGAGCUCCUUUCUCCAGCCGGCCCCUGUCUGUCUGUGUUACAGAGAGGCCGCACAGCAUCAGGUUUGAGUUUGGUGUCCCCCAUUUUGUUUGUGCAUCCUCCCUCCAGCUGCAGCAACAGAGCUGAAUGUCAUUUUGACGGCGUCAUCGUUAAUAGCGUAGACCUCACAGUGGCCUCUCUGCUCUGGAGGGCGUCUCUCUCUCGCUCUCUCUCUCUCAGGAAGGAAAGUGACAACUGCAAGGAAUCACUGUUAAUUUAAAGACGAGGGGAACAAACGGAUUCUUUACUGAAGAAUGCACAAGUCUACGCGACUGUUCAAGAAUACCUCAUCAGACACUCGAAAAGAGAGCCACACUACAUACCUCAUACGGCCGCAAAGCCAUGGAGACUUGACGCCCCAACCCGGGAUGGAAGUCCUACCUGAACUGACACUGAACGUGAACGUGCCGACACACUGCUGCUGCUGCUGGUUUUUGGGGACAAACAGAACUGGGGUGGUAAACAUCUAGCUCCUCCUGUAUUUACUUGUAGAACUUGUUUUAUGCUUGCUUGCUUUUUUCUCUUUUCUUUUCUUUUGUUCCUCAAGUUGUUGUCUGAGAAGAAUGAUAUAUAUCUGCAUUGUUUGUUUUUUUUCAGGGAAGAGGAAAAGAAUAGUCGGUUCCUCACUGGCACGUGUAGAUCUGUAGGAUUGUUAGCCGAUUUCAAGGUUGCAGGAGUGCAAAAAAAACAUGGAAAAACAAACCAUGUUACAUUUGACUGCCAACACCUUAAUCACAGUUAACACGUCUUCUUUCAUGAAAGCGGCGAAAUGAUAUGCAUGUGUACAAUCAUGUGACCAGUGUUUUGACACCCUGAUCUUCUGGUUCACGCUAGCCUCUGGUUUAUUGCACAGCUAGAUACCAAAGAUUAGCCAGGUCGCUCCUCUUGAUUGGUCCCUCGUACAAUCCUGCUGCACUGCACAGCAAAGGCAGUUCAAGGUCUAUUUUGGACUCUGAAUUUGAGGUUUUUUUUGUUUUUUUCCUAAGCAAGUGAAAACAUCUUUAGGUGAGGUAAAUUCCCUUGUUUCACGGCAUGACUUGAUUAGUGGAAAUGAAAAAUAUGUCCAUUUAAAACUGGAUGCAAGUAUCAAAAUCUGACUACAUAACAUGUAACAAUGGGACAUUUUUGUUAGCAGAUAUUUAGGUGUUGUUAUCCAGAACAGUAUCCCAGAUGCUGGGGCUUUCCUGAGCUGUCUCCCUAAUUUAAUCUUUUACAUUUAAUUGGCUCUUGGGGCUGGUUUUCAACACAACAGUGUUGACAGAGCUCCACAAGUCUGGCCUCUGUAUGAAAACACCCACUUCUUAAUAAUCCAGAAACGCCUGCAUUGUAUGUUUUUUUUUCUCCCUUUAAUGUAAAAUGUUAGCAUUUUGGAAUACCAUAACAGAUGAAAAUGAAUUUUCUAUCUUUAUCUGUGUUAAAUGUGAGGCAUUUGAACAGUUUAGAAACCUCUCCAAGCCCAGUGUGAUCUGAGGUGGGCAGCCUUGUUGCUUUAUUAGACUUGAGCCAUUACGUGUCAGGUUUUGCAGACGUUUUGCAGUGAACAUCACAGCUGAAGCUUUGAGGACUUUGAGGACGGUGCCAUAAGUCCUUUUGGUGUACCUUCCACAACCCUGUAUGACACAUAACUGUAUUUUAUAAAGGUGAGAAUUGUAGAUGCUGCCUUAAAGUAGUUGCUGGUGAGAUCCAGCCAGUGCAGGUUUUACUCCUCAACUGGCUGGGAAGAUUUCUCUCUCUUAAAGUUUAAUCCUUUGGAGAGUAAUCACUUUUUAUUUUGGUAAGCAAUUCAAUCAGACGUUAGACACCAGUCGUCAUUCAUGCUGUUGCAUUGACAGCUGAGAUUUGCUAUUUAUUUGUGGAAUUUUAUUUUAUUUUUUCCUGGUGGACCUUGUUUUUAGUAAGUUGAGCUUAAUCAUUUAGGCUGUGCUACUAAAACAUUUUUUUGUUUCUAAGUCCAAGCUUUCUGUGUCAUCUGCUUAGUCUAAGCAAUGACUGUUUUGAUAGUGUAGCUUCACUGCCUGUGUGUGUGUGUGUGUGUGUGUGUGUGUGUGUUUGUGUGUGUGUGUGUGUGAGACAGAGAGAGAUUUAAAAAAAAAAGCGGGUUCAGUAUAUACAGCAUGUGGUUGCAGUUCUACGAUGUGAACCACACCUGUGGAGUACCACACUUACAUACACUUGGAAUAACAUUUAGGAAACUGCAGGUGCCGGUACGUCUAUUAUAUCACAGAAGGAGGAGCUCGCUCAAGAUGACACAAAUUCAGUUUCAGUUCAAGUUUUGAUGACACUUUCAAAAGUCUUUACAUAAAGGAUUAAGCACUCUCCAGCAUUAGCCUCUCAUUUUGUUUAUUACUCCCAGUCUUCUGCUGUUGAAGGGCACUUUGCUGAUCAUUGUGUGGAAGCGGAAAGUUUGGAGGGUUGGUCAUUCACUUGUCUCUGACCCUCAGGUCACCUCACUGACCUCCAGGCCCCUGCCACCUGACAUGCUGCGUGGAUGAGUAUAUAUGAUGUGUUGUACCUGUAAGUCUGUGUGUGUUAGAGACCGCCCCUACCUCGUCAUACCACAAUACCUCAGGGCAGUGGGCUGCAGUCACUGUUGCGUUUGAUGUUGAAGCUGCAUUGAGGGACGAGUACUGGCGGAAGCUGUGGUCACUUUGCUGAAUGCUACUUUGGUUUUGGUGUUGCAUUUUUGUAUUUUUGUCGUCAGUAACUGCAGGCAAGGUCUCGUCACUCAGGAAGCUGUGAAGUUGGAUGUCUGUAGAACCUUUUGUCUCAGAUGAUUUUGGAGUUGAUUCAGUUGUUUAAAUUGUUUUAAAAACUAACCUGAUCUGUGUAAAAACAGGCGCAUAUGCAAGUGGUUAUCGAAUACCUCAUUUAUCAAUUUUAUGUUUUUGGCUUGUACAAUGCUCCGUAUAUUAAUUCAACUGUGGGGUUUGUGCAUAUUUUUGUACUGUUAUUAUUAUGGACAUGAUAAUAAUGAUAUUACUGAUAUUAUAGUUUUCUCUUUGAUUAAAGCAAACAAAAAAAAAAAGGACAAAACACAUGAAUGCUUGUAAAAACUGGUUUGUGCUGAUUGUAUUUAAGAGGAGCACUUUUCCAAAGUGGUUUUCACAUUCAGUUUUGUUCAUAUUAGUAAUAUAAAGAUAUGGUUCUCAGGGCUUUAAACUUGUAUGUCAUGAUAAAGUUUUACUUUAUAUCUUA